GCUACAUCCCGACCUGCAGUCGUGAAUGAUACGUGGUCAAGGCUACAUCGAUUUAUCCCAUCAAGCGUCAUUUCUUAUUCAAGAGCAACAACAUGACCGUCGUGCUGGUGUCUCUAAUUUUCGGGGCACUUAUAGCCCUUUACUUUUAUCUGACGCGAAAUUACAAGUAUUGGCAAAAACGUGGAAUUCCGUGCGUGGAUGGAGCAUUGCCGGGGUUCGGUAACAUGCUAUCGGUGAUCUGCAUGAAGACGCACAUCACCGAUUUUUGUUGCAAGAUCUACAAGGACAAUAAAGGACAUAGCAUGAUUGGGAUCUAUGACUUUACAUCACCGUCGUUAUUGAUCAUCGAACCAGCACUAGUGAAAGUGGUGCUGCAAACCCAUUUUUCAAGUUUUGCCGAAAAUGCUGUUCAUAUUGAUGAAGAAUCAGACAGUCUCAUGUCAUAUAAUCCUUUCGGUCUUUCCGGCGAGAAGUGGCUAAACAGCAGAAAGCGAUUGGCAUACGCAUUUUCCAGUAUGCGAUUGAAGAUCCUGCUCGAAAGCGUUAAAAAGGUGUGUGCGACGAUGGAGAAUUACAUGGACAGAAAAUUAAGCAACAAAGAGACAGAGUUCGAACUGAAGAGUUUAUUUUCUAAAUACUCCGCGCAAGUGGUAGCUGCUGCUGGCUUCGGUGUAGAUGGAUACUGCUUUGAUGAUGACAAAAAAAAUGUAUCUUUCAGGAAACUCGGACAAGCCAUCUUCAAACCGUCGAAACGAACUACAAUUAUCUUCGCUCUUGUAUUUCUCAUUCCGUCGUUAAAUAAAAUCUUGAAACUAGACCUUAUUCCGAAGCACAUCGACAACUUCUUCAGAACAUUGGUUGCAGAACUCAUGGAGCAAAGGAGAAAAGACGGAAUACCUCGAAACGACUUUCUUCAUCUGAUGAUGGAACAGGAGCGAGCGGAGGGUGAUAAAUUUGACAUUGGAAUGAUCGCAGGUCAUGCGAUGUCGUUCGUUGUCGACGGAUAUGAGACGUCUAGUAGUGUUAUGAGCUUUAUUGGGUUUUAUUUGGCUCAGUACCCAGACAUACAGGAAAAAUUACGUGAGGAAGUGACAUCUGUGCUUAAUAAAUAUGGUGGUGAAAUCACUUACGAAGGCUUGAAAGAAAUGACAUACAUAGAUCAGGUCUUCAAUGAAACGAUGAGGUUAAUACCAGGAUUGUUGAUGAAGAAACGAUGCACGGAAGAGUUCGAUCUGAAAGGAUCCGAUGGAGUUGUCUGUCGCGUGCAACCCGGAAUGGAGAUCCUGAUACCGCUUCAAGCUCUGCACACAGAUCCACAAUACUGGGAAAAUCCCGAAGAAUAUGAUCCUGAAAGAUUCAACUCGGAUAGAAAACACAAUAUUGAGAAAUUUACUUUUCUUCCCUUCGGCGAAGGUCCGCGAAUCUGUGUGGGUAUGAGAAUGGCUCAGCUGCAAAUAAAGGCAGGCUUGGCUAUGAUUCUAAAAAAAUACAGAAUGGAAUUGUCGCCGAGAACGCAAAUACCAUUAAAGAUGAUUCUUGGAACGUUUUUACCAACGCCGAAAGGUGGCCUGUGGGUCUAUUUCCGGCAGCUUUAAGUACUUGUUUCAAAUUUCUUUUUUAAGCUGUCAUAAAUAUUUCUCU
Trachymyrmex septentrionalis is the source of this 1641-nucleotide messenger RNA. Its product is annotated as probable cytochrome P450 6a14. The record is from RefSeq and is a predicted model, not a curated record. The transcript has a single exon. NCBI's taxonomy places the organism in Eukaryota, Metazoa, Arthropoda, Insecta, Hymenoptera, Formicidae. Gene Ontology annotation, molecular function: oxidoreductase activity, acting on paired donors, with incorporation or reduction of molecular oxygen; iron ion binding; heme binding. The coding region runs from base 93 to 1595 and encodes 500 amino acids.